AAUUUCAUGGCUCUUUCUGGGUUUGAAGGUUUUGAAAAACGCCUAGAACUCCAAUUCUCCGGUGAUGAUCCGAUGAUCGGUAUCGGACUCCGACGACUUGAUUUUGAAUCAAUUGAAGAAGUGUUAGAUGCUGUACAAUGCACAGUCGUAUCAGCCGUUGGUAACCAUUACUUUGAUGCCUACGUUUUAUCAGAAUCAAGCUUAUUUGUUUACCCUACAAAGAUCGUCAUCAAGACCUGUGGAACUACCCAUCUCCUCAAAUCAAUCUCUCCACUCUUGUCUCAUGCUCAUCAUAUGGGUCUCCGUGUAUGUGGUUGCAGAUAUUCUAGAGGUAAUUUUAUAUUCCCUCAAGCUCAACCUUUCCCUCACACAAGCUUUAGAGAAGAAGUUAUGUACUUAGAACAAAGCUUGCCUAGUAAUCUUUGUUACAGAAAAGCUUGUGUUAUGCCUUCUAAGUUGCCAUCACAGUACACAUGGCAUGUGUAUUCUGCAAGUGAUGAGCAUCAUGUAGUUGUGGAACAAAUGCCUGAGCUGUUCACUAUAGAGGUGUGUAUGACAGAGCUUGAUCGUGUGCUUGCUCGGAAAUUUUACCGGCGGCCUGGAGAUGGUAACUCCGGCGACGUGGCUGGAAGGGAGAUGACUGCAUUGACGGGUAUUGGAGACAUCAAUCCUGGUGGACUUGUAUGUGAUUUUGCAUUUGAUCCAUGUGGGUAUUCCAUGAAUGGUAUGGAUGGGACCCGCUAUUCCACGAUACACGUGACCCCAGAAGAUGGGUACAGCUAUGCAAGUUUCGAGUGUGUGGGGUCCACCGAGGAUGAUCGAGAAGAAAUCGGAGAAAUGUUGAAGAAGGUGGUACAAGUGUUCCGGCCGGCGACGAUGUCAGUGUCGAUAACCACAUGUGUGAGUCAAGAUGUGUGGACACGUGUCAAGAAUGCUGUUGAGUCAGUUGGAUUGAGUUGUCGAAGUUGUGUGGUGGAUGAGUUCCCGGCGGCAGGUAGUGUUGUGUUCCAAACGUUUAUGACUCGCCGGAAGUAGUAGCCGGAGUUUGAUUUAUUUUUAAAGUAGCUAGACAUGGAUGAUAUUC
Telopea speciosissima is the source of this 1084-nucleotide messenger RNA. Its product is annotated as S-adenosylmethionine decarboxylase proenzyme 4-like. Gene Ontology annotation, cellular component: cytosol. Gene Ontology annotation, biological process: spermidine biosynthetic process; spermine biosynthetic process. Lineage: Eukaryota; Viridiplantae; Streptophyta; Magnoliopsida; Proteales; Proteaceae. The transcript has a single exon. Gene Ontology annotation, molecular function: adenosylmethionine decarboxylase activity. The record is from RefSeq and is a predicted model, not a curated record. The coding region runs from base 7 to 1035 and encodes 342 amino acids.